CUCUGUACAGACAGAAGCAGAGAGCAUCCGCGCAAUAUCGGACAUACCUUGGCCCUUUUAUCGAUAGCCUUCAAAACAGUCUCCAUCAAGCGAGCAUGAGAAACUGCGAGUAAGGAUUACAUUAAUGUCUCAUCAGUAACUCCUUGGUAUUUUUUUUUGUUUCAUGAUUUUUUUUAAAUCAUCAAGAAGGGUGACUGAGUGAAACCAGAAGGGAUAAUACCUACUCUAGCUUCUUUUGUCAUGAAUUUUAGCCUACUACUGGCAAGUGGAAAACAAGCCCCACGUUUCUCAAUUGAGAGAGAGAUUCUGUCGUUCUAACGGUGUGGCAGUGUAAGCAGUUGGUUGGGAGGGCAGGAAUUCGUCCUAAAAUCUCUUCUCUCUUGAACCAUUUUGGAGAGGAUAACCUGUGCAAUGGAAUGGCAAUGAGAUUCAAUUUGGGUUAAUUGUUUUUAUAUACAGUCUUCUUGCCUACUAUAAUCCCUGCGGCGAAAGUGGUGCUGAUGACAGGAUAUCUAAUUUUCUGCGCGGGAGCACUGAGGUGGCUAUGAUGACGAUACGUUCCUUAUACAUAUAAACAAAGAUCGGUCACCAAACUUGGAUUGUGCAUGUUUUUCUAUCACGGGUAGAUGUUGUCGGUUUCCCUUCGGUUUCAUGGCUGGCGCACGGCAGAUAAAAACUUUGUUGACUUUAAACAUCUGCAUGUUUGUGGGUAUUAUACUGUUCUCGGUUUACUGCAGAAUUCAGGAUCGUUCAGAGGAACUCCUGAAGAACGGCAGGACCACUGUGCAAAGAUCUAACCGCAGAAAUGGGAAAGUUACUAACUUUGUGGAGAAGCAAGCUAUUCUUCAGAGGCUUGAGCAUCUUGAGGACGUGGUCUACCAUCAAUUGAACGGUCUGGGAAAGCCAGUUGGGGUACUGGAGGGAAGAGUGGGCCAGGGGCAGGCCAGGACCCCUGCAACUCUGAGAAACCCUGUCCGUGACCCAGAUGGGGGAAAGUACGAAGAGUAUGGCUACAACGCACAGCUGAGCAAUCAAAUCCCACUGGAUAGAUCCAUUCCUGACUACAGGCCGAAAAAGUGCAAGCUGAUGACUUACCCAGAUGACCUCCCUCAGAUGACGGUGGUGUUCAUCUUUGUAAACGAGGCCUUGUCUGUGAUCCUACGGUCAGUCCACAGCCUGGUCAAUCACACACCUGCACACAUCCUCAAGGAGAUCAUCCUGGUGGACGACAACAGUGACAGUGUGGAGCUAAAGCUGAAUCUGGAUCAGUAUGUGAAUAAGCAGUACCCAGGCCUAGUGAAGAUGGUGAGAAAUAGCAGACGGGAGGGACUUAUACGGGCCAGAAUCCUUGGCUGGAAAGCAGCCACUGCACCAGUUGUUGGCUUCUUUGACGCACAUGUUGAGUUCAACACAGCAUGGGCAGAGCCAAUCCUAACCAGAAUCAGGGAGGAUCGAACACGUAUUAUUCUACCGUCAAUCGACAACAUCAAGUACAACACGUUUGAGGUGCAGCAGUAUGCUAACGCGGCCCAUGGCUACAACUGGGGCCUUUGGUGUAUGUACAUCACCCCCCCUCAGGCCUGGCAGGACAGAGGAGAUGAGACGGCCCCCAUCAGGACCCCUGCCAUGAUUGGCUGCUCCUUUGUGGUGAACAGAGAAUACUUUGAAGAGAUUGGCCUUCUAGACCCAGGCAUGGAGGUGUAUGGAGGAGAGAACAUUGAAUUGGGCAUGAGGGUAUGGCAGUGCGGGGGGAGUAUGGAGGUGUUACCGUGUGCUCGGGUGGCACACAUUGAACGCACCAAGAAACCCUAUAACGACGACAUUGAUUACUAUGCAAAGCGCAAUGCCUUGAGGGCCGCCGAGGUGUGGAUGGACGACUACAAAUCGCACGUCUACAUGGCCUGGAAUAUCCCCAUCAACAACCCUGGAGUUGAUUUUGGAGAUGUUUCUGAGAGAAUCGCCUUGAGGAAGAAAUUGCAAUGUCAUAGUUUCCAGUGGUACUUGCAGAAUGUGUAUCCAGAGAUGCGAGUGUACAAUGACACCAUCACCUACGGCGAGGUGCGAAACAGCAAGGCUAGUGGCUAUUGCUUAGACCAAGGACCUAAUGAUGACAACAGCGCGAUUCUCUACCCGUGUCAUGGCAUGACAUCUCAGCUGGCCCGUUAUACCUCAGAAGGGCUUUUGCAGCUUGGUCCCCUGGGUUCCACUACGUUCUUGCCCAACACCAAGUGUCUGGUGGACGAGGGACGAGGGCGGACACCAAGUCUCAAAACAUUUGAUGGAGCGUCACACUCAUCACAAAGGCUUUGGGACUUCAGUCAGAACGGCCCAAUAAUCAGCAGAGACACUGGUCGUUGUUUGGAGGUGGAGAUGUCUAAAGAGGCCAGCUUCGGCCUACGGCUGGUGGUCCAGAGGUGCUCUGGUCAGAGGUGGACUAUCAGGAACUGGAUCAAACCUCCACGACACUGAGGGCACAAUAUACAGGCCAGCUGAUGUCUACAAAAAAGACAUGGGACUCUUACCUUGUAGCACUUGGACUAUCCACUUUAAAAAUAUUGUGUUCCUUUGGAUUGAGGCUAUAGACUCUAUUGUCUGCUCCUGGAAAGGUCAAGGAAUUUCAAAAGCAUCUCAACACCAACCUUCCACAUCUCAAGCAUCUUAACAACAAGUCAUCACAAAGUAUGGAGGAUACUUAUCCUUAUUCAUUCAUAUCACGCCAUAAUCCCUGAACACAAUUAUGUUCCUUCAAUCAUAUGUCUGUCAUCUGGAGGGCUAAAUUAUCUCACAUUCAUGGACAAUAGAGGAAAAAGUGAAAAACACAAAUUGUACACAACAACUUGAAUCGAAUGAUAAUAUGACAUUAAACAUUAUGACAUAUGUGUU
Salmo salar (Atlantic salmon) is the source of this 2883-nucleotide messenger RNA. Its product is annotated as polypeptide N-acetylgalactosaminyltransferase 9. Gene Ontology annotation, biological process: protein O-linked glycosylation. Gene Ontology annotation, cellular component: Golgi apparatus. Lineage: Eukaryota; Metazoa; Chordata; Actinopteri; Salmoniformes; Salmonidae. Gene Ontology annotation, molecular function: polypeptide N-acetylgalactosaminyltransferase activity. The record is from RefSeq and is a predicted model, not a curated record.